Messenger RNA from Oncorhynchus kisutch (coho salmon), 1538 nucleotides. RefSeq lists its product as uncharacterized. The record is from RefSeq and is a predicted model, not a curated record. The coding region runs from base 499 to 1473 and encodes 324 amino acids. NCBI's taxonomy places the organism in Eukaryota, Metazoa, Chordata, Actinopteri, Salmoniformes, Salmonidae. The transcript has 9 exons.
GCAUACUCAUUAGUGUAUUGUCGCGUAAGGAUUUUUUUUCUCCGAUUUUUGUAACCUAAGACGUUUUGAGAAUCCAGUUCAGGUAAAUUACAAAUCAGAUCAGGUAAUAUUAAUGUUUCCGUAUGUUUUGUAGGAGCUAGUUCAGUUACAUGGGCUAUAUAGUUUGUUUGUUUUUUACCCGGAGAGGAGUUUUAUUUUAAUUUUUUUAACGUGGGAAAUGCUGAAGGCAAGAGGGAACGGAUAAUCAACCCUUAACAGUUUAAUUUAGACACAACUAUAUUGCACAAAUCCAUUUUUCUGGACGAAGCCAUCCUAAAUAUUUUGGUUUCAUUUUGUUAAAACACUCCCGGACCGGACUAAAAUAUGAUUAACUCAGAUGCUUCUUAGUUGGGGUGUGGGAAGAGUCUGACUUCAGGGAAAUGGCAGUUAAUACACUGAAUUUAGACUACCAAACGUAUAUUUAGACUGAAUCACCAUCUCUUCAAAAUUUCAGAUAAAAUGUCCAAUAUGAAGACCUUGUCCUGGUUUCUGUUUGCCCUGUGUAUUCUCCAUGUGGUGGGUGAGGUGAUCUACAAGAGAAUUGGUCUGCCCGUCAAUAUUGAUUGUGGAGUCAAGACCUCUAACAAGGAUGUAGAGUGGAGACAUAAAGCUGUGGGAGGAAGUGAAUCUGUGUCGAUCAUGGGCAUUAAAGGGAAGACUGGCAACCAGCGGAAAGGAAAUGCUCCCAUGGUUGAAAGGGCGAAAAUAAGAGGGGACAAGCUGGAAAUCUCUGCUCUACAGGGUGGUGACGCCGGACUUUACAUCUGUAUGGUGGACGGGAAAAAGAUGGAUCACAGACUCAACAUUGUCACAGUCAAUGUCCAUCCCACCAAUGUCCUCAUCCAAGGCACCAAUGCUAUCCUCGAGUGCCAGGUGACCGGAGUGGAUCCCUUGCCCAGUGUGGAGUGGCUUAGUCCAGGUGGAAUGGCGGCAGGGGCCCCUGUACGACCUGGCUUUGGGAAUGUCUCUUUCAGCUCUGUGGCCCUGUCAGACACAGGAGAAUGGACAUGUCAGAUUACUCAGAAUGAGAAGAUACACAAAGAGACUCAGACCAUCAAUGUGAAAAGUUUGUUGACUGCUAAGCCCCUCUUGCCGGUGAAGGGCCCAGAUGAUGAGCAGGGUCACAGUGGACCUAACUCUGAUGUAAAAACUGUGACAGCUUGCGAUCACUGUACCAAAGGCAGCCAGCAGCCCGUUGAGGGGGUGUCCAUGCUGGGCUUAAGCCUGUGGGUGUGGGUGGCAGUGGGAGCAGGAUGCUUGGUCGUGGUCUUACUCCUGGUGACCAUUGUUCUCCUGUACCACAGGAACAAAAUAAUUAAGAGAAGAGCCCGGAAGGUGAAGAACAACAGAGAGCCCUUGAAGUCCAACGACUACUGCCAGUGUAACCGCGCACUAGUGGGUCCACCUCGGAGGACACAGAGGCUGUACCACUGAAACAGCGCUGAUGGAGCGGAGCAUUAUGGGCUGGAACAGGCUUGAUCGACGACACAGGGUGGAAG